CCAGUCACUCAUUCACUCAUUCAUUCACUCGCUCACUCCAUCUUACUAUUUUCUCUUUUCCCGAACCCACAGACAGAUAUAGAAGCUACCUAUUCUUCUUCUCUCUUUUAAAAAUGCUCUUCAACCUCAAGCCCACCCUCCUCUUCGGUCUAGCCCUAACCGCAGUCGCCAGCCCGAUCGCCAGCGACACCGACCCCCUGGAGGCGCGCGACCUGCUCAGCCUCCUCCCCCGCGCCCAGGUCAAGGACGUGAACUGCGGCGGGGCCAAGUUCACCGCGGCCAACAUCAACGCGGCGAUCAAGCAAUCCAAGGUCGUCGAGACGGCGCGAGCGGCGGGCCAGAAGGGCUAUGGCAAGUACCCGGAAACGUACGGCAACGGCGAGAAGUUCUUCAAAUCCACCAGCCAGCUGUAUGCGUACCCGUUGAUCUCGGGGGUUUAUUCUGGAAAGUCCAGUGCCGGUGAACCUGGCAAGUAUCGGGUUAUCAUGAAUGAGAAAUACACGUACAUGGGGUCUGUGUAUCAUCCCCCCGGGACGGGCAAUAGCUAUAACCUGUGUGUCAAUGAUGAGGCGGCGGCGACAACGACCACCACCACUACCACCACUACCACCACUACGACAACGAAGGCGGCGAAGACAAAGAAUUGACGAGGUGGGGAGUCGUACUACUAGUAUGGGGGAGAGGCUAUCAGGGGACGACGGUUGGCGAGAGAUUUUGUUAAGGGUAGAACUAGUUGGGGUCAGGAUAUGGCGAUGCUCUUCCAGCUAUGUACACUACAAUACAACACCUGGCUUGCUGAGAUACUCAACUUUUGUAGCACUUAGCUUGAGCUUAGACCAAGGAAAUGUCGGUGGUGGUGUGCUCUAUGCGCCAACGCUUACAUCGCUACCAAAGUUGUUUCUUAUGUCAAUAAUAGCGGUAUCGUCUCUUAAUGCCAGCUGUAGUCAGUCUCCCCAGUAUGCUUUUCCCGGAAUGUGAAGGUGCAAAGACCUGCAA
Messenger RNA from Aspergillus fijiensis CBS 313.89, 996 nucleotides. RefSeq lists its product as uncharacterized. The record is from RefSeq and is a predicted model, not a curated record. The coding region runs from base 114 to 647 and encodes 177 amino acids. The transcript has 2 exons. NCBI's taxonomy places the organism in Eukaryota, Fungi, Ascomycota, Eurotiomycetes, Eurotiales, Aspergillaceae. Gene Ontology annotation, molecular function: RNA nuclease activity; RNA binding.